Salvia miltiorrhiza (redroot sage) is the source of this 2508-nucleotide messenger RNA. RefSeq lists its product as uncharacterized. Gene Ontology annotation, biological process: protein desumoylation. The coding region runs from base 138 to 2504 and encodes 788 amino acids. The record is from RefSeq and is a predicted model, not a curated record. Lineage: Eukaryota; Viridiplantae; Streptophyta; Magnoliopsida; Lamiales; Lamiaceae. The transcript has 7 exons. Gene Ontology annotation, molecular function: deSUMOylase activity. Gene Ontology annotation, cellular component: nucleus.
UCGUGGCAGAUUAAAAUGUUGACACGUCGCCUAUAUGAACUAGCAACAUUGUGAGGUAGGUAGGUAGAUGUUGUAAGUUGUCGUUAGAACAUUUGACACCGUCGAUUACCAAGUUUUUUGAACGACGGACAUCUGUGAUGCCGGAACCUGCAUCGAUGAGCCAAAUGGUAGAGGAGGCACCAUCGACGGAACUAUCAAGACCCACCCCUCCAGGUGUGAAAUUGAGAGCUAGAGGGCAAAUGUGGUAUUUGCAUGACAUUAUGGAGCAAUUAUCUGUAUCAAAAUUUUGUAUCCUUCGGAAUUCAUGCUUCGCCAAGUUGUUUGAGAUUGGUGAGAUGCACUUCCAAGGUGAAUUGGUGAAUUUAUUAUGUAGGAGGCUACAUUCGAGUAGCUUGGAUAGGAAGACUUUGCUAUUCAAUUUUUCCGAUCAUCUAGUGGAGUUUGGACCUGCCGACUUUUGUGCUAUGACCGGUUUGAAGUUCGGUGGUAGUAGGAAACUUCCCAAAAACUCAAAAUUUCACGGUGAAGUGUUCUCAUGUAGAAACGAUAUGUUUUUUGCGGAUAUUGAAACGAAAUUUCGCAAUAAAUGUCUCACAACUGAAGGCAAUUCGGUUAGGAGUGUCAAGCUAGCCUAUCUGUUAAUUGUAUAUGGAUUGCUCGUAAUGAAUGACCCCAGUAAUGGGAAACUUGAUUUGGGCUACAUGCAUUUGGUUGAUAAUAUGGAUAAUUUUCAUGAUUUCCCUUGGGGUCUUGUGGCAUACGAGUAUCUUAUGGCUGCGACACAUCGUUUGAAGACAGAAAUGUUGGCAGCGGAGAAUGAGAAGUCAAAGAUUACAUUGGAAGUUUCAGGAUUUAUUUAUGUUUUACAAUGUUGGUGUUUUGAAGUAAUACCGACUCUUGGGACUUUUUGUGCGUCAUUGAAUCCACAUAACUUGAAGUCUUUUCCAAGAAUUUUGAGAUGGUGUGUGAGCCAAGAUGAAAAAACAUUUGAUGAUGGGUUGUGGAAGUUUUUUAUAGCGGAGCACGGUUGUGAUCCUGUUCGGCUGUUGCUAACGACUCGCGAAAUUGAUAUAUUGACUGGGCUGGGUGUGACCUCAUCAAUGCACGUUGCAUCUCCGACUCCUUUUGUUGACAUUUCGAAGCCGGUUGGGCGGAGGCUUAAUUUUGAAAGUGGUGAAACACAUGAACGGCAAGCGAGAAAGCGGGCAUAUAAGAGGAAGGUUACACCGACGUAUAGUUCUACAGCUCCCACUACACCUUCGAACUUAAAAGUGGGUGGUGACUGCUCUGUAACGGGGUGUACGAAGAAGAAGAAGAAGAAUGUAGUGUCAAAGUGCAAGAGUGCUCACACUGAUGGGUUUGAUACCCCAGAAUUCCCUUAUGUUGUUGCCGAUGCAAACAACAAUGAUAUAAUUUCUAUGUUCGUGACCUUGAAGGGUCAGUUAAAGUAUGUCGAAGAUUUCAUGCACAUGAAAUUAGCAUCUAUAGAAGUUCUGCUGGGUAAAUUGAUUGGCGGGGUUGGUGGUGCUUGUUUACACACGUCUACUAAUGACAGGUUCUUAGAUGUUGGGUGUGACCGGGAUGCUUACGGGUAUGGGAUGGAGUUUUUGCCAAAUGCAGGUGAUUUUGUGAAUGUUUCCCGGCAAGUCAAAAAGAAAGCAGCAGUCGGCGAAAAUAUUUCCAGAAACAACAAUGUUGGUCAAAAUUUUUGUGGUUCUGAUUAUGAUCCUAACGAUAGCGAUCUGUUAUCUGCAGAGCUGAUCCAGUUUGUUUCUUGGAUUCGCGGGGGUAACUAUACUAGCGGUGACAACCAGGUAUUAUUGCCAACAGACAUGUUAAAGUUUGCUGAUGCUCCGUGGUUUGAUGUGAUAUGGAGGCGCGACGGGUGGCUCGAUAACUCGCACAUUGAUGCACUAACCAACUUGCUAAUCAUGCGCUAUGACAAGGACGACAAGACAAGGAAACCCCGAAAGUGGACUUGCCUUGAGAUGUGUUGUUGGCAAGCAUUGCAAGAGCCCAACUUUGAUGAUUUUGCGCAUGUAGUCCUCCCUUAUGUAAUAGGGGAGCGGCCAUUACGUGGACCAGUGAAUUGGCUAGCUGCUACCAAUGUGUAUGGUGUCGCUAAUAUAAACAAAAAUCAUUGGGUUUUGUUUGAUGUGUCAUUAGAAGAGCAACUUAUUACCGUCUAUAACUCUUUGGAGCAAUCAUGGGUCUAUGUUGAAGCGCAUUUUGAUCACAUGAGAAAGAAUAUUCCGACUGUUUGUGCGAUGGCUGGUAUUGGGUACAGUCGCGCGGGUUCGAAGCUGCCGAUGGAAGAUUGUUGGCGAGUAGUCAAAUUCCCAAAGCCACCGAGACAGGUGAACAUGAGUGAUUGUGGGGUGAUGGUGAUGAAGUAUAUGGAAUGUCUUGCUUUUAAUGUUCCUAUUCAGAGAAUUAUCCCGGACCUUUGUUGGCUGCCCGUCGACGGUACUGCGCGAAGCUUUUCAAUCUUUCGUGCGAUCUGAAGCG